Messenger RNA from Anoplopoma fimbria (sablefish), 3907 nucleotides. It is a transcript of the gene zdhhc5b, whose product is annotated as zinc finger DHHC-type palmitoyltransferase 5b. Gene Ontology annotation, molecular function: palmitoyltransferase activity. Gene Ontology annotation, biological process: protein palmitoylation. The record is from RefSeq and is a predicted model, not a curated record. The coding region runs from base 1613 to 3892 and encodes 759 amino acids. The transcript has 12 exons. Lineage: Eukaryota; Metazoa; Chordata; Actinopteri; Perciformes; Anoplopomatidae.
ACGGGCGACUUCCGGGAUUCCGAUGUCGGCCUAGCAAGCGAGCUAACUAGUUUGCGAGCGGCUAACUCAAGGAGGACCGUAACGACCCGCACCCUACAGGCAAGACAGCUCGCAUGUUCCGCAUUAGGUACGCCCUGCUUGUUUUAUCAGCUGUUUUGGGGGACUGUUUAGCGGAACGUACAUUCAUUUAUCCCGCCAGCCGUCAAAGAAAGCGUAAAGCUCCCCGCGCUAGCCAGCCAGGUAACGCUAGCUACUCUUCGCUGCGGUAAAGGACCGAGCAGUGUCGCAAAACACUUUCGGGGCUAGAAACAUCCAACAGCUGAUCAACAGAGCCAGUGGGUGAAAGAAGACAGGCGAACAAAGAGAAAAAAGGACAAAAAUGAAUCAGACUACAUAACAUCACUGCUGCACAUGGCUUUAUUUAAGAGAUGCAAAAUGGGAAAGGAGGUCUAUCUGCAGAGAAUUUGGAGGUGGGAGAGGUCUCUACAUCCAGACCCGGCCAAGUGCGGUGACAGCUCGAUGACACACACAGGGCUCCUUUUUGGAUUGAGUUGAUUUUGUCCCCAUAUUGACAGAAAGACUGAAGGCAGGGGUCUCACAAGUACAAGGGGACUCUGCUUGGCUGUUUGAGCUGUUGUACUUGUAAAGGCAAGGCUGGACAUCAUUUUGUAAACCGUUUUUUUUCCUUCAUCAGCUUUUUGAAAAUAAUUUCCAACUGGACUUUUGUUUGAUGCAGCUUCCGGCAACUAGUUUAAAAGUGAAUUUGUUUUAGUUGUUUUCCCCUGCUGACUUAGUUUGAAACGCUGGAACUGUCCCUUCUGCCGCCAUCCUCGGUUUCUUCCACCCACCCAGUGCCUAAAUAAGCCCUCUCGGGACAAUCACAGAAGUCAUAAGCAGCUGCUGCACUCAAUUAUCUGCCUGUUCUCCUCUAUGUGCUUCUGCUCUCGGCCUGCUGGCUCUCCACCCACUACCUCUUUAUUUUUCUGGUCUUUUUGGUUUUAUAUAUAUAUAUUAAUUUUCUCUAAUAGGCAUUAUCAGAACUCAAGCACAGUGGCGAGCAUUAAUGUAAACACUGAGUUUCAGGAGUGGAGAGAAACCUAGAUUCCUCCAGUUUUGCUGUUACGGUUGCACUGGUGCCAGUGAGCUGUACAAUUAGAUUUAUUUAUAUUGUUGCACCAAAUACAGUUACAUUAAAGCCAUACAAAAAUAUUUAUGAAUUACCUACACACAUAUUUUUGUAUCACCUUGCUCUUGUAAAGUCUUGCUUUUAUAAACCUCUAAGAUUAUGCACACAAAUUAAAAAUGUACAACACGCUGUACACAUGCAAGUAAAGCUGUAUAUUGCUAUUUAAAAAAAAAAAAUCAUCUGAUUUUGAGUGAUUAAAUUUGUGCCAGGAGACAAUUGGUGUCUGGACACAGAGAAUCCCUCAUGUUUCCAUUCAGUUGCUGCUUUGCAUAGAGUUUUCUUUUUUCUAGUCUGUAGUCAUGGCCCCUCCUCCCAAACAAACCCCACAUUUGCCAUUUUGACCUGUGAAGGACCCUUUACAGUAGGUAGACCCUAGAUACCUACCUCUCUCUCUGUCUUCCUCCCCUCUCUCUCUCUCUGUCUCUGAUGCCGGGCUUCAGUGGUGGGGGGGUUGGGGGAGGAGUAGGUGUCCCUGCUUCUGCUCCUCCCCGUCCAUUUCGUCCCAGCCGAUAUGUCCCGGUGUCUGCAGCCACCACUUUCCUUGUUGGAUCAACUACCCUCUUCUUCUGCUUCACGUGUCCAUGGUUGUCAGAGUAUUUAUCCUCUGUCAUUCCCAUCUACAUUGCCGUGAUCUUCCUCUUCACCCUCGCCAACUUCUGUAUGGCCACUUUCAUGGACCCUGGAGUCUUCCCCAGAGCGGAAGAGGAUGAGGACAAAGAAGAUGAUUUCCGUGCUCCGCUCUACAAGACGGUGGACAUCAAAGGGAUUCAGGUUCGCAUGAAGUGGUGCUCGACCUGCCGCUUCUACCGUCCGCCGCGCUGCUCGCACUGCUCAGUCUGCGACAACUGUGUGGAGGAUUUUGACCAUCACUGUCCUUGGGUGAACAACUGCAUUGGUCGGAGGAAUUAUCGCCAUUUCUUCCUCUUCUUGCUAUCACUUACAACCCAUAUCGUGAACGUAUUUGGCUUCGGCUUGGUUUAUGUGCUGCACCAUCGCCAGCAGCUGGACACGCCACAUGCUGCUGUUACUAUGGCUGUAAUGUGUGUGGCUGGCCUGUUUUUUGUCCCGGUUGCUGGCCUGACUGGGUUCCACAUAGUGUUGGUGGCUCGCGGUAGGACCACAAAUGAACAGGUGACAGGGAAGUUUCGGGGAGGCGUUAACCCUUUCACCAACGGCUGUAUGAGGAAUAUUUGUCAUGUGCUCUGCAGCUCCCAGGCCCCCAGAUACAUGGGCCGGUGGCGGAGCUCUCAUGCAAUGGAUGUUCAGCCACCAUUUCUUAGACCGCACCUCACUGAGGCCCAGCUAGAAGCCAAGGUCCUGGACAACGGCAUCCAGAAUGACCGACACAGCACCAGGUCCAAGAGCAGUCUAGAUCAGAUGGAGAGCCAGUCAGCUGAUGCAGAGCCUCCACCUCCUCCAAAGCCAGAGCUUCGUUACCCUGGCCUGCCCCGUGCCGACACGGAGGAGAGCAGCUUGUUGACAGAAGCUCCAACUACGCCGUCAAUGUAUAAGUACCGACCACCUUACAACAGCCCAGGAAGGAACCACACUGCCCUCACACACCCUAGCAAGAUGAUCCGUGGGGAGAGUCUUGACUCUCCGUCUCCCUCCAUCCUCCAGUCCAGCCGUCAGCCAAGCUACCGCUCGGAGCCGAGCAGCCUGGACGGGACCACAGUGGUGGGGGGAGGUGUAGGGGCGCGCAGAGGGGGAGUGGAAAGGGGUGAGGGCCCCGGAGGCCCAGGCGGGACUGCUGGGGUGAUGCCAGGGGGAAUGUCAGGUUACUCCCUGACUGGGCGCUCAUACACCUCCUACCCAUCCUCUCUGGUUCUGUCCACUGGCGGCUCUCGCUCCUCCAGCCUGCGCUCAGCGCACCCGGCACAUAACCCGCUGGCCACGCUCCAAUCAGAGGGCACCACAGACACCAGCUACAAAAGCCUGGCUAAUCAGACGCCUCGAAAUGGCAGCCUGUCCUAUGACAGCCUUCUGACACCAUCCGAGAGCCCAGAGUUUGAGUCAGCCGCUCACGAGCUGUCGCCACAGAAGCCUCGAGCUCCGUUUCACUCAGCGACUAUAACAGGCCAGCCUGAGGUGGUGUCACCCAGUAGCCCGCUGCAGGGCUACACGUCGCCCUUCCUCUCAGCUCAGAUAGCCCAGCAGAGGGAGGGGCAGCUGCUCCAGGGCUCUGCCACUUUCUCCUCCCCCCACAGGGCCUACCUGCGUGCCGUCAGUCCGCCCCCUCCCUCCUCCUCUGGGCAUCCUGAGAUCCAGUACCUGCUCCAGCAUAACCAGGACUCCUCUUCCCGAGCGCCUCGUAACCUUUCCUCCUCAUCCACUUCCCCCGGGGCUCGCUCACUAGAGCCCCCCGUCUCCCCGCCACCUCGCGGCCUCUCCCUCGGCAAGUCCCAGUCUUAUGUUGGGGAGGCAGGGCCUCAGCACAAGCCUCGGGCAGGAGGAGGCAUUGUGCUGGGAGGGGGAGGAGCCGGAGGAGGGCAACAGGCUCCACAGAGAACCACUCACCUCCACAUCCAUUUAUCCUCUGUCCUCACUCCUAAUCCGCCUCCCCUACCCUUCCCUCCCCUUUCCCAUGGCUGUCCAAUCAGAUCCACCUCUCGUCCAGUCUUGGCCAAUCACACACCAUCCAAACCAGGGGGCGGAGUGAAGAAGGUGACAGGCGUCGGAGGGACCACUUACGAGAUAUCGGUUUGAGUGACAGACAACCUU